AUGAUAAAACAGCUGUUCAUGACGUGUUUUGCAGUUAAAUAGAAUAAAAUAAAAUCGAACAAUAAAAAGAACUGCGAUUCGUUUGCGAAUGUUUGUCAUUUAAGUUCAAAAUGAACAGGCAACUGGGACCAUUGUGGAUUAUAAUUUUACUUGCAUUUCAAACAUCCGCUUUGGACAAAACAGAUGCCACGGGUCAGAUUAUUGUACAGCCAGAAGCAGCGGAAAUAGUGGAAAAUAAGACACAAAUUGAAAAUGCAACAAAUAUAAAUAAUAUUAGCAAUGUCACAGCUAGAAUUGAAAGCAAUACAAGCGUCAAUGCAACGCCAAUUGCUGUCGUUCCACAGGAGAGUGUAAAUACGACAAAGAAUGCAACCACGACUGUUACGGAGCCAUCGUUAAUUGAUCCACAUGCUGUAGAACAGGAGCACAAUUCAUCGUUGUCACUCUUCUUUGUGAUCUGUGUAAUUAUGCUGGGCAUUCUCUUGAUCCAUUCCAUGCUGCAAACUGGCUUCCAGUAUUUGCCCGAGUCCAUUGUGGUGGUGUUCCUUGGCGCAUUCAUUGGCCUCUCUCUGAAUGUGAUGUCCGGCGAGAAUGGCAGCUGGAAGCGUGAGGAGGUCUUCUCACCGAUGGGCUUUUUUCUUGUUCUGCUGCCGCCUAUCAUCUUUGAGUCGGGAUAUAAUCUGCACAAGGGUAACUUCUUCCAGAACAUUGGCUCCAUCCUGGUCUUUGCGAUUUUCGGCACAACCAUUUCUGCUUUGGUAAUCGGAGCAGGCAUUUACCUGUUGGGCAUGGCUGAGGUGGCAUAUAGGUUAAACUUUUCGGAAUCAUUUGCCUUUGGCUCACUCAUCUCGGCCGUGGAUCCUGUGGCAACUGUGGCCAUCUUUCAUGCUCUCGAUGUCGAUCCAAUUUUGAACAUGUUGGUUUUUGGCGAAAGCAUCCUCAACGAUGCCGUCUCAAUUGUGUUGACGGCAUCGAUUACCAUUAAUGCUAAUGCGGAUGCAGGCACCGGCGAGGCCAUGAUGAGCGCCUUGAAAACAUUCUGCGAGAUGUUCUUUGCCUCGGCUGGCAUUGGCGUAAUAUUUGCCUUGAUAUCAGCAUUGCUGCUCAAGCACAUCGAUCUGCGGAAGCAUCCCUCUCUGGAGUUUGGCAUAAUGCUGAUGUUUACCUAUGCACCAUAUGUUCUGGCAGAGGGCAUCCACUUGAGUGGUAUCAUGGCGAUACUCUUCUGUGGCAUUGUCAUGUCGCAUUAUACUCAUUUCAAUCUGUCGACUGUGACACAGAUCACCAUGCAGCAGACGAUGCGCACAUUGGCCUUUAUUGCGGAGACCUGUGUAUUUGCCUACCUGGGAUUGGCAAUUUUCUCGUUCAACCAUCAGGUGGAAUUGUCUUUCGUCAUUUGGUCCAUUGUACUCUGCCUGAUUGGACGUGCGUGUAACAUUUUUCCACUCGCUUAUGUGGUAAAUAAGUUUCGUGAGCACAAAAUCAACAACAAGAUGCAGUUCAUCAUGUGGUUUUCCGGCUUGCGCGGUGCUAUUUCAUAUGCACUCUCCCUCCACUUGCAUCUGGAUAGCCAGGAGAAACGACAUGUCAUCAUUACGACCACGCUAAUCAUUGUUCUGUUCACAACCCUCGUUUUGGGUGGCUCAACUAUGCCACUUUUGAAAUAUCUGAAACCAGGAAAAAAGCGUCGAACACGUGGAUCUUCAAGAGCCUCCAAUGGCAGCUCGCUCGCUCAUACGACCCGUAAACGCAGCAAGUCCAUAUCGCUAUCGAAGACUCGCGAAUGGGGACAGGCCAUCGAUUCCGAGCACUUGUCAGAACUGACGGAGGAGGAGGAUGUCUCCUUUACCCAGGCACGCGAUCGUUUCGGUCGCUUGGAUCGCAAGUAUUUCAUUCCAUUCUUCACACGUCGCUUCAACAGCCAGGAGCUGCACGAAUGCAAAUCCCAAAUGGCCGAUUUGACCAACAAAUGGUAUCAGGCCAUACGUAUUAGUCCUUUGGAUUCGGAUGAGUCGGAUGAUGAAAUUGGACUCUCAGCCACAACAAGUCAAACGAAUCUGGCGCGGUCGUAGGUCGAGCCUAGUCUAUUAUUUAGUUUAUAUUUGUAAUGCGGCGGCGAAGGGGAUACUAAUCAAAUUUUUUUCCCUCUUUUAUCGCUGCAAUCUAUUUAUGAUAUAUAUUAUAAUGUGUACAUUAUUUCCUUUGUGAUUUGGUGGUGGUCGUAAUUAUGUCAUACUUAUUUGUAAUACAGCUUGUUAGAUAAUUUUUGAAUUCGAAAAGGGAUUUUCUAGUUUAUGGUUGUUGCUUGUUGACGUUUGCGUUUCAAGCAAUAUUUAAUUUAAUACUAAUUAGUGUUAAAAGUAUUAGAUUGUGCCAUUUCUAAAUAGUAUAUUGGCCUAAGAAGGUAUGAGACAGUGGAGGCUAUAUAAAAAUCAGGUAUCUUCGUUUUCUGACUUCUAAUAUUGUUGUACACUUAAAAAUGUUAUGUGAAUACCUUACGAAAACCAAAAAUAUUUGUAUUUUAUGCGAAAAAAAUUGUGAUAUAAUAAAUUGAAUACAAAUUCGAUGCUAUUUUCUGUAAUCAUUUGCUGUAAGUCUCAAUCACGACAAAGUUAUUAUAAUAUCUGCAGGGGUAUACAAAUAUGAGCUCCUAAAAUAUAGUUACAUAAGAUUCAAAAUCAACAAAGUCAAAGACAUUCAGGGCAGUUUCCUCUUCGAGAUUAAAUAAUAAAAAAUAAAAUUUU
Molecule: messenger RNA, 2744 nt
Organism: Drosophila grimshawi
Lineage: Eukaryota; Metazoa; Arthropoda; Insecta; Diptera; Drosophilidae
Gene: Nhe1
Product: sodium/hydrogen exchanger 8
Exons: 2
Coding region: 111-2072 (653 amino acids)
Biological process (GO): regulation of pH; sodium ion transport; proton transmembrane transport
Cellular component (GO): membrane; Golgi apparatus
Molecular function (GO): sodium:proton antiporter activity
Source: RefSeq, a predicted model, not a curated record